Molecule: messenger RNA, 2361 nt
Organism: Lepisosteus oculatus (spotted gar)
Lineage: Eukaryota; Metazoa; Chordata; Actinopteri; Semionotiformes; Lepisosteidae
Gene: tes
Product: testis derived transcript (3 LIM domains)
Molecular function (GO): zinc ion binding
Source: RefSeq, a predicted model, not a curated record
AUGAGAUAGCGGAAGUCCUUUUUCAGAAACAAUGAAGCAGCAUAUGUGCUCCGGGUGAUCCUUCACUACAAUUACCAGGCGUGAGAUUCGCUGUUCAAAGCCGAUUGAAAACAGAGAGUUUUUUUUUUAAACCCGCUUUCCAUUGUUUAUCCUACGACCGUUUACCGACUCCACAGAAAGCGUCAAGAACUGAAGCAUGGAAGUGGAAAAAGAGAUUAAAAAGUUGACCUUGGGCCAUGAAGUAGGGUCAGGAGCUCCGUGUUUGAAAUGCAAAGAUAAAUGUGAAGGUUUCGAACUUCAUUUCUGGAGGAAAGUUUGUCGCAACUGCAAGUGUGGCCUUGAGGACCACGAUGUGCAGACGGGCUCGGCGGAGGACAAGAAGGUGGGCAAGCUCCUGGAGGACACCAAGUACACCACCCUGAUCGCCAAGCUGAAGACUGACGGGGUGCCCCAGUACAGGCGGAACAUGGUCACGCUCACCAACGCUGUGCCAGCCAAGAAGGAUGUGGACAUCAAGUCUGUGACCUACGAGUGGGCUCCCCCAGUGGCUAAUCAGAGCCUGGCUAUGCGCUACAUUGAGAUGCUCCCGAAGGAAAAGCAGCCUGUGGUGGGCACUGAGGGCGCAGCCUACCGUAAAAAACAGAUGGCCAAGCAACUGCCUGAACAUGAUCAGGACCCGUCGAAAUGCCACGAAUUGUCCCCCAACGAGGUGAAGCAGAUGCAGCAGUACGUCAAGAAGUACAAGGAGGAAGCGCUGGGAGUUGGAGACGUGGCGCUGCCCGAGGAGAUGGAGGCACAGGCCGGGGAGAAGGGCCCCCGCGAGGCCGGGGACAGGAGCACCACAACAUCCGCGGGAGCCAUGGGGGCGAAGAGAGCUCCCCGGAAGGGCGCCGCGUAUUCGUGUCACCGCUGCCAGCUCGACAUGAGGGAAGGCGACCCUGCAGUGUACGCGGAGCGCGCUGGCUACGACAAGCUAUGGCACCCGGCCUGUUUCGUGUGCAGCACCUGCACCGAGCUGCUGGUCGACAUGAUCUACUUCUGGAAGAACAACCAGCUGUACUGCGGCCGUCACUAUGGCGACAGCGAGAAGCCGCGCUGCGGCGGCUGUGAUGAGCUGAUAUUUAGCAACGAGUACACCCAGGCGGAGGGCCAGAACUGGCACCUGAAACAUUUCUGCUGCUUUGACUGUGACUGUGUCCUGGCUGGAGAGACGUACGUCAUGGUGAAUGAGAAGCCUGUGUGCAGACCCUGCUACAUGAAGAGCCAUGCUGCGCGGUGCAAUGGCUGCCAGAACGCGGUGGAGCCCGAGGCUCAGAGGGUCACCUACGGCAGCUUCAACUGGCACGCCGAGCCCGAGUGCUUCCAGUGCUCCUGCUGCUCCAAGUGCCUGGUGGGCCAGAGGUUCAUGGCGGUGGAGGGGAUGCUCUUCUGCUCUGUGGAGUGUAAGAAGAAGACCAUGUCUUAAAGAAGCUGACAGCAAUUCCAAAACCAAAAGCUCCAAGGAUCGGCGUGUGAAAUAUGUUAAUUCAGCCACGCAGCCACAGAUAGCUUUGGCAGGAAAAACAGAUUUCUUUACACAUCUAAUGCUUCCUUUGGUCACUUUUUGUAAUUUUCAUUGUAUUUUUCUGCAGGAGUACUACUGAACUAAUCCUGAGCUGCAUUAGCCAUAACCCAACACAUUUUAUCUUAGCAGUAUUCCCCCCCAUCCCAAAGUAAAUGCUAAGCUCAAACAGUGAAACAGAUGUGGUGCCUUUCGAGUAACUAAAGUAACAAAGACGUUCUGCCAUGGGCAGGCUGAGCUUGGUGAUGACGGGUUCGAGCCUGGGUCAUGUUAUUAGCCUACUGUCGCUAGGAUUCCCAAGCAGGGGAGAUCAUUUGGCUGAGCAUUGCCAAGGUUAGGGUGGGAAUGCGGACUCCUGGGCUCUUGAAGACAGGCGGUGCUGUCAGUGAGUUACGUGCCUUUCCUCCAGAACCUCCAAAAUGGGGCUGCGUUCCCCAAGACAGUUCAAGACAACUCUGGUGCACAGUCGCAUGGUCACAUGGUUAGAGCCUGCAAGCUGACUGUGCUGGGAAAUCAAGUACAGUAGGUAUGACAAAAAGUAUUGAUGGUUCUAAGUUUUGGAAAAGUAAAAGAAGCUGUAUAGUUGCAAAACUGUAGGGCUACGACAGUAUAAAUACAUUGCUUCAAUGGCAGAGGAUAAGGUUUUGACUAAUUCAUUUUUCAGUAGUAGCUUAUUAAAGCACAACAUCUUUCUAAUUACUACUGCAGUAUAAGUGGAAUUGAUUAUAAAACUUGUGACAAAUCCUACUUUACUGUUCUUUGAAUGCACUCUAUUUAAUAAAAUGUUGCAGUAACAUUAA